Messenger RNA from Lineus longissimus, 3899 nucleotides. Its product is annotated as bifunctional peptidase and arginyl-hydroxylase JMJD5-like. Gene Ontology annotation, molecular function: calcium ion binding; 2-oxoglutarate-dependent dioxygenase activity. The record is from RefSeq and is a predicted model, not a curated record. Lineage: Eukaryota; Metazoa; Nemertea; Pilidiophora; Heteronemertea; Lineidae. The coding region runs from base 238 to 1518 and encodes 426 amino acids. The transcript has 8 exons.
UAUUGUGAAUUUAGGAAAGUUGUUUUAUAUAAGGAUCAGAUAUUUAGAAUUUUGGUGCACGAUUAGGCUUCUGGAGUUGGAUAAUAUUGGACGAGGAUAAUUACAACGAACCCACACAACAUCUAACUUGUGCAAAGGGCGAGUCUCACCUUUGUGGUGAAUUCGCUGACACCUUUAUUUUUUGACGGAACUGGAAGUGCACGAUUUCGAUUUGUAAGAUAGGCCUAUUUGUCAGUGAUGGAGUUACAAUUUCCUUUAUUCAUUAUCGUCCUUUUCACACCGACUUGGUGUAAAGUUGGCUUUGUGAAAGACAGUGGAAUGGAUACAAUAUUUCCGCCACCUUUUGGCGAACAUAGCUCGGAAUAUAUACCGCGGGGACACCUUCGACCUUUAGGCUUCCAAAGGAGGCCAGAACGCCGCAUCACCGAAUAUAAAGGCCUGCCCUCGAGCUUUGCCUUCUACCACGGCUACGUCAAAGAAGAACAAGCUAUCAUUUUCCACGAGGCAGUCCCCACGGAGAAAAUGGACAUUUGGACGGAUGAUUACCUCAAGCAAACGUACGGCGAUGUGAAAGUGAGAGUGACGAUCAAACGAGCCAUAUCAUCAGGACAGGAAUACAAGCUACUGAAGCUCAAGAAGUUCCUCAAGGAAUACAAGUUUGAAGACUGGUAUCUUUCAACUAUCAUUCCACAGGAGAUGCGCAAGGAUAUGCCCUUUCCGAAAGUUCUCCAGUGCGGUACUGUCAGUCAGUAUCUUCACGAGUCGCAGCUCUGGAUGUCAAGCGGAGGGACACUUUCUCUCCUCCAUUAUCACGGUGACCACCAGUUCCACUGUCUCCUUGCUGGCCGCAAAGAUUUCAUCUUCAUAGAUAAGAAGUUCGCCGCGGAUUUCGGAAUGGAAAAACCGGAUGACUUCACUGGCAGCAGUCACUCUGCUAUGAAUACAGAAAUGGUCAACAUGUACAAAUAUGAGAAGGCUGCCAUCGCACCGUGGGAGUGGGCAACACUGAGACCAGGGGACUGUGUCUUCGUUCCUGCCGGUAUGCUUCAUCACGUUCGGUCAUAUGGCCGCAGUAUCUCCUCUGUGAGCCACUGGACACCGACACUCACCGCCGACUUCACCGACUGUGACAAGGAGAAGAAUAAACCACAGGCAACCAGGACACUCGAUGAUGCUAACCUCAUUUGGACUUUCAUGGCUGGAAAGAGGCAACUAAGUAACGUGAAGUUGAACUCGGAAAGUCUUCGGCACCAUUUCUUCUCUCUGCUUCGCAAGAACGACCAGCUGCCCUAUGUUUACUUUGAAACAUUUUAUCUGACGGCACUCAAAGGGGUGAAAGAAAUAGAGCUGCCUGCGGAGGUCUGGAAGCUGAUCGAUACGAAAAAGGUCGGCCAUCUUACCAGAGACGAGCUGGCGAAAAUGCCCAAGGACACAUUGGAAAAGGUGGCCAAGGUCUUGAACAGGGCUCAUGAGGUGACGGACAAGUCACCAUUGCUUUCUCCUCGUGAUGAACUAUGAUGUAAGACUAGAGUAGGAUGGACGGCAGCAGAAAGAUACCUUUUCAGUUAGGCAUUUGGUGGGAUUCUUGUGAUGUUAAAAUAAACACAUAGAUUAAACCUUCUGUACACUACAGGGUGGCCCAGAAUUAUUUUCCCUUGCACAAUAGAAUUCUUUUGUGUAUCCAGUGUGUGAGGGAAAAUAAUUCUGUAGAUAGAGCGACCAAACAUGCAAACAUUACAUACCAUAAAGGCCUGUGUACACUAGUAAAAUAUUAGCAACAUUUUUACAACAUUUCCAGUUGCAACAAAUGUUGCAAAAAUGUUGCGUAGUGUGUACAGAGCAAAACGCGUCUUACAACAUGUUGUAAAAUUGUUGUAAAAUUGUUGCAAAUUAAAUGCAAUGCAAUUCUUUGUUGCAUAUUGUAAAAAUGUUGCAAAUUCUUCAGCCAAUCAGAAAUAGGAUUUGCAUCAUGUGAUCUACCUGUGGUCAUGUGACUUGAACAAGCAGCUGGUAUAGCAACUCUCAAGUGAGUGUCUUGCUUCGUAAUGGGUGGUGAAACCUUUUCAAGAAGUUUCAUCCAUUCGCAGGAAGUUUUUGUAUGAUGGCUUGUCAGUCAGCCGCAACUCCUUUAACAGGCAGUAAUAUGCCCCAUGAUCCACCCUCAUUUUGAUCCAGGGCCUGGUCCAUAUUCUCUUUGGUUUAUUUCGCCGCCUUUUCCGCCUCUCAACAAUGACAGCUAAAAUUGCUGCAGAAGCACUCAAAACACAUCUUCUCUCCUUGGAAUCAUCCAUUUUCCCCUCCAAAAUACCUAUUUCCCUUUGUUCCCACUAAAAAGUUUGCAACAAUUUACCAACAUAUUGUAAAAAUGUUGCUAAUUUGUUGGUAUUCUCUUGCUAGUGUACACAGGGCCUUGAAGGGCUUUUUGCUAAAUUGUUGUAAACAUGUUGGUAAAAUGUUGGUAAAAUGUUGCUAAUAUUUUACUAGUGUACACCCUGCUUUAGGCUACGAUUACGGAAAAGCGCUUUGAAGUGUUGCCCUCCGACAGCGGCAAUCGUAAUAAACCAAUUACAGCAGCAAUUGAUCAGGUGCUAAUAUUAUAAUAUUCAUCUUGUAUCCUUCAGCUGACUGUUAGCAUGAACCUCAGUCUGUGCUCCUCCGUCGUGCCACAUUAUGCAUCACUCAUGGUGUCAUUCUACAUGAGCCAUGUGUCCCACUUUAAGCGUUUGACAUGUUUGAUUCGAUUACCGACGUAUCGAGUGUUAUUAUUCAAGCAAACUGCUAAUCCAACACAAUAAUCAUGUACUUAACACGUGGCCAAAAGGUACUGUGAUCUCUUUACCAGCAAUAUUGUUAAACACGCAAUGACAAGUAGGUAAUUUAGCUCAUGAUUGCAAAACACUACUUGUAUAGUUACCGAUGUAAAGUCCUUCAUUGGCUAUUAUAUCGACUGUUAUAUAUUGAAUGGGUCUCCCGUAACCUUACCGUAAUGACUACCAACAUAGCCUUGGAAAUGUUGAAUCUUACAUACCUAAGUGCUCCACGAACGAGCGAGUUUUGUCGCUACAACCUACGAUGACGUUCACAUGCGACAAAAUUCGCAUCAAGACUCGAUGUUCGCUGCGACCUCCGAUCAACAUUGACCCAAGUGUAACCGGUUUUACCCGCAAAUCACCAGUCUUUGUUAUCGCUUAUCGCGACAUUUUCUACAGAAACUCCGCCAGGAGACUGGUAUCUUGAUCGAGUGGUGGCAAAACGUUGCCGAAUAUUCAAUAAACAAGUGAUGUACAUGUGUGCACAGCAUUUUACUCAAAUUGAAACGGCUUUACACCAACUGGCCAGACCAAUCAAUCAAUAAUUACCUCUCCGGAUAUAUUAAAGGGAGUCUAUAGGCAACAAUAGGUAACGCAAAUCACCAAUAUCCGAAUGAUUUAUAUCGAAAUUAUUUAAGCUUGCACCAGGAUUAUAUAUAUGCGCUGAAUUAAAACCAAACGAGUCGCUUGUCUGUACAUAUUAGUCGGGUGAAGACAACAACUGACGCUCUAUUCCCUACUAUGUCAAUACAUGGGAAUCGUGUUUAUUUGGCGAUAAAAAUGAAGGGCAUUUUCUCUUGCCAGUAUAAGGCAAAAAUUAUUUGUAUUACCAACCGUAAUAUCACCUAUUUAUUUUAACCAACGUACUUGAUAACUAGAGGUUACAUUUGUUAAUUUGUAUCUUGCUUGAGCCCACGUGUAUCUAAGUAAAUCAAUUCAUUAACUAACAAUAUUGUGUAAAAUAUUCUGCUUUCAAGUGUUUGCUUAUUUCAUUGACAAAUCCAAUGCACUGCUUCAUGACAUAAUGUAGAAACUUGUAACAUUGUGUAGAUUAGGACAGAGUAAAAAAGCGAGGGACAGCAAUGGUCU